GAUUAAAGAACCCGGAGCUGAUCGACUCACUCUCUUCUGCGAUGAAAAUCUGAAGGAAACGAUCACCGGAAGUUCAGUCUCCGAAGAAUUAGCCAAAGCUGCAAUUUUCCUGAGAUGUCACUCGACUUUGCUGCUGGUUGUCUGGGAGGGUGCGCUGGUAUUAUGGUUGGAUAUCCUCUUGAUACCAUCAAGGUUCACAUUCAAACGCAAGAUCACAGAAAUCCCAAAUACAAAGGCACCUGGCACUGUUUUCGUUCAAUCCUGGCCAGAGACUCGGUAGCUGGAUUCUAUAGAGGAAUGUCCUCACCAAUGGCCGGAGUUGCUGUAGUGAAUGCAAUUGUUUUUGGAGUUUAUGGGACAAUUCAUAAAAAUUUAUCAGAACCAGACCAUUUGGGAUCCCAUUUUCUGGCAGGAGCUUCAGCUGGAUUGGCCCAAACUCCAAUUUGCAGUCCAAUGGAGUUGGCAAAAACCAGAAUCCAACUACAGUCAUCAAAUACAUUUUCCGGACCCCUACAUUGCCUCAAAGACAUUUACAGAAGAAAAGGCUUCAAAGGAGUUUUUAGCGGUCUCGGCAUCACUUUCCUGAGGGAGAUUCCCAGCUAUGGCAUCUAUUUUUUCACUUACGAAGCCCUCACAAAAUCUUCAGCGGCAUCAGCUAUUUCAACUCUGCAAAUGCUUUUGGCAGGAGGGCUGGCAGGCACCGCUUCCUGGAUUUUCACGUACCCCUUGGACGUCGUAAAAUCUCGACUCCAGGCAGACACUUCCGGGAAAUAUUCGAGUGCUCUGGACUGUUUUCGAAAAUCGAUAAAUUCCGAAGGCUACAAGUGUCUUUUUCGGGGCCUGAAUUCCACAAUCAUCAGGGCCUUUCCCACGAAUGCAGCAACUUUUGCAGUCGUUACCUGGACCUUCAGAUUAUUCAAUCAUCAACCACCGGCCGAGGUUAAACCUGUGACCUCAAAUCGGGUCGUUCCAGCAGCAGAGACUUACGCCACAGAGUGGAACUUAAUGUUGAACAAUUUCGCCAAUCAGGAACUUCAAUUUUCAAGGUCAAAUUAUUCAUCACUGUCCACGUCGAUGGUCAAUAUAUCGAUGCUGGCAGAUGAGAUUAAUAAUCAAGAUCAUGAGGAGGAAUUUGAGACGAAGCAGGAUGAGGAUGUGGAGGAUGAAUGGGCACCAGAGUCGAGAUACAAUGAAUUCAGAAUUGCUGUCACGAGCUGAGAAAUUCGACAAUUAAUCAUUGUUAUUAACUGUUCAAAUUAGGGACUUAAUUUUCAAUUUUAUAUGGAAUUAGAGACCUACUUGGAAUCAGGGAAAUUAUGCAUCUGAUAAAUCAAUUUCUUGUUAAUUAGGCACAUGAAAUAUCAGGUACCUAAAAAUUAGCAGGCUAUUGAAAAUUAGGCACCUGACAAGCCAGAUACCGGAAAAUUGGCAGGCGCUUGAAAAUUAUUCAUAAGAAAUUCCAGAUACCUGAAAAUCGGAUAUCUGAUAAAUCAGGUAGCUGAAAAUUUGUGGACGGAUGAAAAUUAGACAUCUUAAAAAUCAGGAACCUGGAAAUUGUUAGGCUUUUUGAAAAUGAGGCAUCUGAAAAAUCUGGUACCUGAAUAUCUGUAGACUAUUGGAAAUGAGGUUUCGGAUGAAUCAGGUACCUAAAAUUUUGUGUGAUAUUGAAAAUCAAGCACCUGAAAAAGCAGGUACCUGAAAAUUAGUAGACUGCUGAAAAUUAGGUAUCUGAUGAAUCAUAUAUCUGAAAUUUCGCGGAUCACUGAAACUUAGGCAUCUGAAAAAUCAGGUACCUGAAAAUUGGAUACCUGGCAAAUAAGGUACCUGAAAACUUGUGGGCCGUUGAAAAAUCUUAAAAAUCAGGUACCUGAAAAUUGGCAGGCUAUUGAAAUUUAGGCACCUGACACAUCAGGUACUUGAAAAUAGCAGGCUAUUGAAAAUUAGG
Messenger RNA from Belonocnema kinseyi, 1945 nucleotides. Its product is annotated as mitochondrial basic amino acids transporter-like. Bases 115 to 1218 code for a protein of 367 amino acids. The record is from RefSeq and is a predicted model, not a curated record. Gene Ontology annotation, molecular function: high-affinity L-arginine transmembrane transporter activity. Lineage: Eukaryota; Metazoa; Arthropoda; Insecta; Hymenoptera; Cynipidae. Gene Ontology annotation, cellular component: mitochondrion. Gene Ontology annotation, biological process: mitochondrial L-ornithine transmembrane transport. The transcript is spliced from 4 exons.